UUCAUCAUCAAUAAAAGUCAACAUUAGUCAAACUUCAGUUGUCUCACUAAUAUUAAACUCGAAACUCUAACUCAUCUUGCUGUUUUUAGUAAAUUAUUCAUGAUUGAAGAAUAUAUUGCGAUUGUUUGUCUCAUGAAUCAAACAUAAUAAACACCAUUUCGUCUUUCGAAACCUGAUUUUAUCAAGCUUUAUUUAUCUGGCUAUGCGACAGCAGUAUGCUCUUUUCAAAUUGUGCGUUUGAUUAUCUGUUUAAUUCAUCUUGGUCGGAAUUGAUCUAUAGCUAGCUAGUAGCGGUAAGAGAAACAUCAAAUUUGUUCAAAACUUAAUGCAAGAUACCCUAACACGCAAUUUACUAUAAAACUAUCUUCGUUACCUUGUCUUAACUGUGUCGUAGCUAAUUUCCUUGAUAUACAGUUGGUUUCAAAGCUUAAAAAAUUUGCACACAUUUUCCUGGCAUUUCUAAUUUGUAAUUAAAAAACUUGAUCCUUGUUAUUUAUUCAUUAACUACUAUUCUGUUGACCUUUCGGUUGACCUUUGACGUCUCUCUCUCCUCUUCUUUGGUCUUUGGUGUGUCCUUUGUGUGACUUUGUGCAUGGGCGAAGAAGUGACCAUAGUCGUGGUGGGCGAUGGAGUCGUGGGCAAGAGUUGUCUUUGUUCCAUGUUCUCCGGAAAUUCAUUUCCAGACGCGUACAUUCCGACUGUGAUGGAUGUGUCACAUGGCAGUGUGAUGGUGGAUGGGAAGAAGGUGAGAGUGGAGAUCCAGGACACAGCGGGCAGUGACGACUUCGACAGGAUCCGACAGCUGCAGUACCCCAAAGCUAACGCAUUCGUCAUUGUAUUCGCCAUAGAUGCAAGAACAUCGUUCGAAAAUGUCAAAAUUAAAUGGGCUCCCGAGAUUAAACACGCCGCCCCUGGAAAGCCCUUCAUACUAGUCGGAAACAAGAGUGACUUACGGGGAACAGAAGAAGCACUAGUCACGACAUCCGAAGGGCAGGCCAGGUGCACAGAAAUAGGAGCUCAACUUUACAUGGAGACAUCUGCGCUGAGAAAUACAAAUGUACACAAUUUGUUCGCAGAAGCAGUCAAAAUGUACAAAUCUCCGAAGAAGAAACGAGGGAAAAAACAGAAGACAUGUCUUAUUUUAUGAGCGAAUCCUUCUUACCUGAAAAUUAAGUUUAAACUUUAUUGAAACUCUUUAAUUUAAAGUUUACAAAAAAUCAAUAUUUGAUAGUCAUCAAUUUGUAUACUAUUUCCGUCUUAUUAUUGUUCGCCCUCAAG
Symsagittifera roscoffensis is the source of this 1278-nucleotide messenger RNA. RefSeq names its product rho-related protein racA-like. NCBI's taxonomy places the organism in Eukaryota, Metazoa, Xenacoelomorpha, Acoela, Convolutidae. Gene Ontology annotation, biological process: regulation of cell shape; cortical cytoskeleton organization; regulation of actin cytoskeleton organization. The record is from RefSeq and is a predicted model, not a curated record. Bases 593 to 1147 code for a protein of 184 amino acids. The transcript is spliced from 4 exons. Gene Ontology annotation, cellular component: cell projection; cytoplasmic vesicle; cytoskeleton. Gene Ontology annotation, molecular function: GTP binding; protein kinase binding; GTPase activity.